AAGUCAUGAAUCUCUGCCUUGUUCCAUCAUAAGCUAACAACUCACCUUCAGCAGCCCCCGUUUUCUGCAUGUGUUCAAGAAGACCUCUCCGGUUCCGUUCCUUUUAUCUUUUUUCUGUGCACCAAUGCAGUUGCUUUCAUCUCAUCAUUCGUUGGUAAAACCGUGUCGCCCGACUUUGUUCCCCUCUUUUUCUGCUCGGCGUGCUUUAUACCGUUUUUCUCUGGCCCUUCUCUUGGUUAUUGGUUCUCCCUUGUGGAAAAGAUGGGAACUAUUCUACACUUCCUAUCUGCUCGAUCGACUUUUCGGCCGUUCAAGGUAUCGGGAGGAUGUUUUUUGUCAUUGGCGUGUGCUUUGCCGGCCAAAAAUUGGGACCCCCGGGCUGGUAUGUGUGCCGGACAUCACCAGCGGAACUCGUUGUUUCAGUUCACGAAAGCAAGACAUUCACUUUUUGCUGGCCACCGUUUUCAUUCAGAGAGGGUGUAUGCUGCCAUGCAGAUAAUAAGAAGAAAUUCUCACGCUAGUGGGGUCGAAGGAAAAGCUUUUUUGGGUCCGCUCUUUGGAUCAAGCCAGGGCCUCCCGACAGCCAGCCCCAUAGCUCUACCACGUGAACCUGAGGAUAAAACCGUGGACGACCAUCAGGCAGAAGAGGGCAGAAGGAAAGAGAAAGAGGAUAAACCUGAGAAACAAUCUGUAAAGAAAGGAAAGCCGCACAAAAGUCCUGUCGUCGACACCGACAUCAACGCAGUCACAAAGUACAUGCUAGGCAUGGCUGAAAAGGUCUUGAGGGAAGGCGAGAACAUUACGCCUACAACAAAGCUGACAGAAUUCAGAACCCGCGACGGUCGCAUGUGGGAUGGUUUGGACACCAUCGGAUUCGUUGAAGACGUUGAGGAGCUAUUCGACGUUAUUAUUUCAGACGAGACCAUGGAUAAUUUCGAGACUCUGCAGGAAAUUGCGGACCUAGUCGUAGCCCAACGACAAAUGAGAGAGAUGACGAUAAGGGUCUUGUGUAAACAAUGAACAAACGACUAUGUUUCUGUCGUCUUGGCGUUCACGCGGGAGAUGAAUCGAAAAAAUGGCGUCGACUCUGGAAGGCCAGCGCACGUUCACCUCACCCAUCUAUCCGUCCUCUCGUUUGAAAUGACGAGAACAUCUCAUGUUGCAUGAUUUUAUGCCGAUAAAGUGAAGAAGGAAGCCAGGACAAACGAUUCCGUGUUGCAUGCUUCUGGCUCUCCGAAAAAACACUACCUCCUCCUCGGUCUUUGGCACGAGCAGCUCCUUUGGCGUGAUCAGGUCCACGUGACUGAAAUGCUAACAAAACAACUCUAGUAAAGGCACGAAGCCACU
This is a messenger RNA of Toxoplasma gondii ME49, 1347 nucleotides long. RefSeq lists its product as hypothetical. NCBI's taxonomy places the organism in Eukaryota, Apicomplexa, Conoidasida, Eucoccidiorida, Sarcocystidae. Bases 262 to 1020 code for a protein of 252 amino acids. The record is from RefSeq and is a predicted model, not a curated record. The transcript is spliced from 4 exons.